Messenger RNA from Aquila chrysaetos chrysaetos, 1921 nucleotides. It is a transcript of the gene TMEM223, whose product is annotated as transmembrane protein 223. Gene Ontology annotation, cellular component: mitochondrion. Lineage: Eukaryota; Metazoa; Chordata; Aves; Accipitriformes; Accipitridae. The coding region runs from base 29 to 607 and encodes 192 amino acids. The transcript has 2 exons. The record is from RefSeq and is a predicted model, not a curated record. Gene Ontology annotation, biological process: nervous system development.
UAGCUGACCCGGAAGUGGUGGUGGGGAAAUGGCGGCGGCGAGGGCACGGGCGGCGGCGGCGGCCUUGGAGGCGGCGGCGUCCCCCCCACGGGACGUGGUGCUUUUCCGACACGAACGGGAUCGGUUUUUCCGUUUAGCCGGGUUCUUCUGUGCGGGGCAGGGUCUUUUUUGGGCCUACCUGGCUCAUUUCGCUUUUACGGCUCUUCGACCGGCACCCGGUCCCGGUCCUGGUCCCGGUCCCGACGAUCCGCUCCGGCCCCGCGAUCAUAAAUGGAGAUUCGGUUUCACCGCCUCCUGCCUCACGCUCGGCUCUCUGAUCGUGGCAGCCGGUUGCCUGUUCCCGCUCCGUGCUGUCCGUCAGGUGACGCUGCUACGGGGCGGUUCGGAGGUGACGAUCAGCACCCACGGACCGCUGGGACUUGGCCGGGGUCCCACCGUCACCGUCCCGUUACGCCACAUCUCCUGCUGCGCUCACCGCAGCGAAGUGCCGGCUGCCGUCCCCCUCAAGGUGAAAGGACGACCGUUUUACUUUUUGCUGGACAAGAGGGGACAGAUUUACAACCCCCGGCUCUUCGACAUCACCGUUGGUGCCUACCGCAAGCUCUAGUUGACAGUGGGGGCCAGCCGGGACUGUUCACCCCUCGCCACUUCCAAAUAAACCCCUGAGCCCCCACCCCUAGCCGCAUCUCCGGAUGUUUUGUGAGGGUGAGCUUCGUCGUGUUCUUCGCCGAGCCCGGGAUCGAGCGCCUACUUCAACCCCAGCGCCUUCAGUGGCAUCCUCACCAUCUCCAAGGGUGUCCGUGGCUGCCGGAUCCUCGGCCAGCACCGCGCGCUGCGGUCGGUCCGAGGCUGGGGAGCCCCAUCGUCCCCUUCCACCAGCCUCGUUAGCUUCAUUAGCCUGACCAACCCACCAUCCCCUGCAGCCUCCUGGAGAUAUUCAAGGGGGUGAUGGACACUUACAGGCUCUCUCAGGGCCUUCCUCCUCAUCCUUUGGGGCCAGAGCACUCUGGCAAUGCCACCCUCUCCAUCCCAAGGACAGGUUUUGGGGCAUUUUAAAGCCAUUUGGACUAUGGUGUUUGGACGGGUAUUAGGGGGGUGUGGAAGGAUGGCUCGCAGGAGUUUUGGGGGAAAACGGGAUGGUUUUAGGGUCUUUUCAGGGGGUCUGUGCUUGGUGUUUCCUUCACUGUCCUGCCCCCGACCCGCCUCGGUGGCUCCCAGGGGGCGUGGCGAACGCAAAAGAGGGCGAACUAUGUAAAUCUAGGUCGGCGAGGUGCACCUCGUUUAAGGGCGGGGUUAUGCAAAUAGUCGCCGAGGAGUGGAGGGCGUGGUUAUGCUAAUCGUACACCCGCGGGCUUGAAAGGGCCGGCGGGAGGCCCCGCCUCGGUAGGUUGGGUGGGAAGGGAGGGGGCGGGGCGAAUGCAAAUUGCCGCGCGCAGCACGCCCAUCGGGUUGCCGCGGGGAAACGGCGAGGGGGCGUGUCGCACGGGAGCCAGAGGCGGGGAUACGCAAAUUUGGGCACCCAGGGGCUCCAAGGGGCCGGCGGGAGUCCCGGCUGAGGAGGUUCCCGGGGUCUCUCGGGGGUCGCUGUCCCGAAAAUGCGGGCGGGACGUGCGAGACGCUGCGGGGAAAUGAUCGAAAGAGGGACGAGAGAGGUCAGUGCGUGGCAGUAGGGCGUGAGCGUGAGCUGUGUGAGAGCGGGGGUCGGUGGGGCCGGGGUGGUGGGAGGGGUGGAGUUAUCGCUUCUCGGCCUUUUGGCUAAGAUCAAGUGUAGUAUCUGUUCUUAUCAGUUUAAUAUCUGAUACGUCCUCGAUGAGAGGACUUUAUAUUAAACGGAUUUUUGGGUUCGGGAGUUGGACCCGGAGCUUGCUCCCUCCGCUCCGCGCAUCGUCCCGGUAUUGCAGUGCCUCCGGGAACGGUGCAC